Molecule: messenger RNA, 2559 nt
Organism: Etheostoma spectabile (orangethroat darter)
Lineage: Eukaryota; Metazoa; Chordata; Actinopteri; Perciformes; Percidae
Gene: cybc1
Product: cytochrome b-245 chaperone 1
Exons: 6
Coding region: 137-736 (199 amino acids)
Source: RefSeq, a predicted model, not a curated record
GGAAGGAAAUAGCACCUGCAGAACCGGGUUUCAAUCCCAUGAAAAAAAACUUUCCCUUUUAAAAUUUGUGCAUGUGGUUCCUCGUACAAAUGCUUAAUCUGCAAGGGGGAAAAUUAAAAAAAAAAGAGAGUUUCAGAUGGGAUACAUGACAGUAGAGGAGCACAGCUCCACCCUGCUCCACCUGAAGAGAUCGCCGGGCAUUCGUUCCUGGUCUCUUCUUGUCGGUAUAGCAUCUGUUGGGCUGGCAGCUGCCUACUACAGCUCAGACAGCGUCUUGUGGAAGCUUUUCUACGUGACCGGCUGUCUGUUUGUAGCCAUGCAGAACAUGGAGGAGUGGGAGGAGGCUGUGUUUGACAAAGCCAAGAACCUGAUUGAGCUCAAGACGUUCAGCUUGUACGCUGUAGUCCUGACGUUGUGGAAGAAGGGUCAGGAGAGAGUUGUGUUGGAUCUGACACAGCUGUGUGACAUCUGCGUCCAGGAAGAGAAGGUUCGCUAUUUGGGGAAGGGCUAUGUGCUGAUGCUGCGGCUGGCUGCCGGCUUCUCCUACCCCCUGACUCAGAGUGCCACACUGGGGGGACGAAGUGAUGUGGAGGCGUUGGCUGCGUUGCUGAAGCGCUUCGUGGGGCUGGAGGAGCUGCAGCAACGCAGGCAGCAGGAGGCCGAGGCCGAGUAUGGAGAGGAGGAAGAUUCUUUGGACAACGGCAGUGAUUCAGAUGAUCAAGCAGACCAGCUCUGAUCUCUGUGUGACUCGCAUCCUUCAUUCAUUUAGGGGCAUCACGGUACUGCCUUGGCAUUACAGAGGGUGCCCAUUUUUAGUGAUGCACUCACUACGUUAUACUUUUAGCAUUAGCACGAAACGCCAUGAAGAUGGCCUCUUUCAGUGUCUCCUCAAAAACUUCCUUCAUCAUAUUUUUGUUGUUGCAUGUCAGUUGUGGUUAUGGCAGCUUAGGGAGGCUAUAGAGAGCCGAAGUCUCGCCCCUUCCGUUUGCCUGCGUAGGACCUAUCUUCGAGGAAAAAAAAAAAAAGAACGGUGGUCAAGGGCGAAAGACAAUUUUCUGGUCCUGAUCAACUUGUGCCUUGGAUUACACGUUUUUCAAAGAUAAAAAAUGAUUUUAAAAUGUACAUUUACCAGAAUGUCACAGGUUGUCACAAAAUAGUUAAGUAAAAUGCUAUGAGAAAAAUACAUAAUUUGCUUGCUUACGUGACGUCAUUUUCCCUCCACUCCCUUCGAGCGGCUGCAGGUCUAAACAUGUCCCGAUUUUAUAAUGGUUUUCACCUCUUUUGAUAAUUCUGCCUUCGUCUUGGAAGAAGACGGUAAAGCUGGACAAGGAGACAGCCAUAUUUCUCUGGUGACGUAUAUAUUGUUCGAGACGAGAGAUGUAGUUCACUAAGAGUUCUCACACACAACAUAAUGUUGUUCAACUUCUUGACGUCCAAUCGUUUCUCUCCUGACAUGUAAAAUUAUCUUUUAAAUUUGUGAACUCCAUGGCACAAUUUAAACCGGACCAAAAAAUAAUUGUUAUCUCUCAUUGACUCCCGUUCAUAUUUGUUUUUGACAGAUAUGUCACGUGGACCGGAAGUAGAUGGGUGUGACUCCGGCUCUCAAUAGAGCUCAACAUUCCUGUCCACAGCGGGUUCCGGAAGUAAAAAUACAGUGCAUUUUCUCCAUUGACAGUUGGGUUAUAAGCCAUAAUGUCAAGGGUAGACUUAAAGCCAACUACCACAUGACUAAGUGAUUGUAUAUCCUCAUAUAGACGCCAAAAGUUCAUAGGGCACCAACCUUGUUUUGAGAUAAAUGUCUUUUAUUCACAAUGUCUUAGAUAAGUACUUCAUUACCCACAAUCCCAAGCAAUCCCACAGUGAUGCCUCUGAUUGGUGGAACUCAUGCUUGUGAGGAGGGGGAGCUGUCGGUACGCGGAUUUACGACACUGCAGGAAUCACCAUCUGUUCCCACGCUUCUGCCGUUAGACGUUUAGCUAACAGCUAAUUAGCUUAACUGCUAGCGGACAGCUUGAUUCAGUAAAGAAAUAUUAACUCAAACUAAACACUGGGAAAACGCAGGCUGUAGCUGAUGUAACAGCUGUUAUAUAUUUUAACAGUUAUUUUCAGGUUUUAUUUUGAGGGUCUUUUAAAGUUGUUACGGUCUGUCUCAGCUAGCGGUUAGCCGAAUUAGCUGUUAGCUAACAAACGUUAGCUUCCUUCAUUCAGUGGUGCGUGGUGGUUUAUGGGAUGAGUAGUAAUAAAUAUAUGUACACAGUCUUGUACCUUUUGACUUUUGGGGGGAUUUUCUGUUCAUAUUUUUUCACUUGAAAUUAUAUGUUGUAUGUUUGUGAGUCACGUGGUAGCUAGUUAGCAUAAGGCAUAGUCUAAAACGCUUUAUAUACGUUUUUUUUUUUAGACGUCAAUGGGGGAAAUGAAUGGGAAAUUUACUUCUGGAACCCAAGCUCUCUCGGAGGAGGGGCAAGACUGUUCUUGACUGCUCUAUUUAAAAAUGUCUUUUUAUUUAAUUUUUAUGUGAACUGGAAUGAAGAAAUCAUCCAAUUAAAUGUUUUGUCAUGC